Elgaria multicarinata webbii is the source of this 8327-nucleotide messenger RNA. RefSeq names its product ATR serine/threonine kinase (gene ATR). The record is from RefSeq and is a predicted model, not a curated record. The coding region runs from base 1 to 7995 and encodes 2664 amino acids. NCBI's taxonomy places the organism in Eukaryota, Metazoa, Chordata, Lepidosauria, Squamata, Anguidae. Gene Ontology annotation, molecular function: protein serine/threonine kinase activity; protein binding. The transcript has 47 exons. Gene Ontology annotation, cellular component: nucleus. Gene Ontology annotation, biological process: protein phosphorylation; telomere maintenance; DNA damage checkpoint signaling.
AUGGCAGACCAGGGGUUGGAGAUGGCCUCGAUGAUCCCAGCCCUCAGGGAACUGGGCAGUGCAAGUCCAGAGGAAUACAGUACUGUUGUUCAGAAGCCAAGACAAAUACUCUGCCAGUUCAUUGAUCGAAUCUUACUGGAUGUAGAUGUUGUGGCUCUAGAACUUGUUAAGAAAACUGAGUCUCAGCCAAGUUCUGUAAUGUUGCUUGACUUCAUUCUGCAUAUCAUGAAAUCAUCCCCACUUAUAUUUAUAAAUGUACCUGAAAGUCAUCAGCAAAGCGAUGCAGAGUCCAGCUGUAUUGAAUUCAGCAAAUGGAUCAUAGCCAGGCUUUUGAGGAUCGCUGCUGCUCCAAACUGCCACGCUUUACAUGAGAAUAUUAUUAAUGUUGUUUGCUCUUUACUAUGUCUUUUCAAAGUCAAAAACUGUACCAUAUUUAACUUGUUGUCCAGAGAGUUGCUGCAUCUUCUUCAAGACCUGGUUUUACUUCAUGAAAGAAAUAUGGGGAUGUGCUUCCAGGGAGAUGUAUUGAGCUGGCCUGUGAUUGUGAGCAGGUUUUCGUGCAACUCCAAUGUACAUCUGGGCUGUUUAAGUUCCGUCCAACUACAGUUAAUGGAUAUGAGAAAUGUGGAAAGCUUGGAAAUAACUUUGAUAAGAAUUCUUACUGACAUAGUUUCUUAUGUGUUUUUUAAACCCCAGGAUGUCACCUUUUGGGGAAUAGGGUGUUCCCUAUUAGAGUAUGGUAGCCCAAAAGUCAAAGUUUUGAGCAUAACCUUUUUGACAGAGCUGGUACAGCUAGGAGGGCCUCCAGAAGAGAUGGCCAGCAGUUUCUUCCCAAUGCUUUUUGGAAUCUUGCAGUCCAUUCAUGAAAUGGAUGCUGCAAAACUGGGCCUCUACGAGGAUCCACUCCUCAUCUUGGUGAAAGCUUUAUUUCCAUUUGAAGUGCAUGCCCAUGAGAAUAUUGAACCUAUUUAUCUAAACAUAUUACUGGAAAAACUCCAUGCCUUGUUUGAAGCUGAUGCAUUGAGACUUCUUCAGUCUGAGAAGGUGAAGGGAGCUUUAUGUCACAUACUGCAGUAUUUCAUGAUGUUUGUGCCAGCUGGAUAUGAAUCUGCUGUCCCAGUUAGAAGGACCCGUAUUAACAGCAUCUGCAGAUUUUUUGUCGCCAUCUUUGGGAGCCAGGUGGAGCAGGAGUAUCUGCUGAGUCCCCUUUAUAUAGCCUUGAAGACUGAAGCAACCAAGAUCAUCCGGGAGCAGCAGUGUAGCAGUCAUUCGGAGACAUCUGAUACUGAUGGGGGGAACAGCAGUAAUGAUGAAGUUCCGGAAAAAAGGCUACGUUUAAGUCUCUCCUUAAAGCAAUCUAAAAAACCUCCAACACCACCAGGCCCCAGCCAGGUGGAUAUGAAACUGAAGAGCAUGUUGUGGAAUGAGAUAAGCAAGAAAGCGGAAUCUUUGUUGUUGCUCUUGGAACAAGACAUUCUUCCGGUGGAAGUUCUGCAAGCCAUAGACGGAAUUGCUUUAAUAGUUCAGCUAGCUGCUCUGUGCACUGUACACUGUAUGGAAGAUUUCAAUAGCGUAGAUUGUCAAGUCGCUCAUCUGUGUAACGUACCCAGUCAUAAACAUAAUAAUACUGUUUGGCCUUUGGAAUCAGGGGAGCAUGUCCAGUUAAUCUGGAUUUCUUCAGAAUUUAUCAUGAGAGCAGUGAAAGUUUGUUGGAAGCUUUUGAAGCCUGCUUCACGAAUAACUGAUCUUGAACCAGUGAUACAAAAAGUUGUGAAAAUAAUUGAUGCCUUUCUUUACAUGCAAGCUAAAAUUGAGUUCAGUGAUGAGAUGAUUGAAAACUUCUUUGGAAUACUAGCUUUGCCAUGGAUUUCCAGCCGUUGCAAUGACACUUCGCUCAAGCUGCCUGCACUUAAUUUGGAUCUUCUGACUGUGAGCCAACACACUGCAAGCCAUUUUUCACCUGAGACUCUGUCGAAGUGUGUGUUUCUCCUUUCUCUGAUUCCCAAAAAAUUAUAUCUGAAGUGGAGACGUUCUGUUUAUCAGCGUGCCCUACAGAAUCCCCAUGAAAUUGUCAGAGCUAACUGUGUUAGAGGAUUUCCUAUCCUGCUGCACCACUCAGCUGUAAAAUCCCGAACCACACUGUCUGCAGCUUGCUUAGACCACAUACAGGAUGAAUCUCUAUUAGUCCAGAAAGCUUAUGCCAGUAUCAUUGGAAGCUUGGCUUGCUGCCUUUCUGACAACUUUAAUUUAAAACCUUCUUUAACUAAACCUGACGUCCAGCCCAAAAGCUGUGGCAUCCUCUGCAGCGGAUUUGUUGUGACUCCUUCUCAUGAGGAAGUGUGUGCAGUGAAAGCUGAUGUGUUUAAGCCAUUUUUAAAUCUUGUUGAAAACAGCAUAGCCAGUUCAGUAAAGCUUGUUUUAAUAGAGAACGUUCCUCUACUUUGUAAACACCUGGACUUCAGAAGAGAUGAAGUAAAUGUAAAACCUAUUGUUGGGGCUUUCUUAAAGCUAAUGGAAGAUCCAGAUAAAGAUGUAAGAGUAGCCUUUAGUGACCACAUCAAAUAUGUACUGGAUUCUUCAGGCUCUGAGGAAGGAUUCAUCAAGGAGCUCUUUGUUUCCAGAAUGAAAGAAGCCUAUACAAAUGCUAAAAUAUCACGAAAUAGUGAACUGAAGGACACACUUAUUCUCACAACAGGAGAUAUUGGAAGGGCAGCGAAAGGAGAUCUGGUGCGUUUUGCACUCUUACACUUGUUGCAUUGCUUACUUUCCAAGUCGGCAUCUGUGGCUGGAGCAGCAUAUACAGAAAUCAGAACUCUGGCUGCAGCCAAGUCUGUAAAGCUGCAAGUCUUUUUCAGUCAAUACAAAAAACCCAUCUGUCAGUUUUUAGUGGAAUCUCUGCACUCCAGUCAGAUGGCAAUGAUUUCUAGCACUCCCCGCCAAAGCAAUGAAAUGCAGAAGCAAGAGAUUGCUCAUCAAAGGGAGGCGGCCUUGGACAUGUUAUCAGAAAUUGCCAAUGUUUUUGAUUUUCCAGACCUCAAUCGUUUUCUCAAUCGGAUUCUCCAAGUUCUCUUGCCUGACCUUGCUGCCAAGGCUAGUCCUGCAGCCUCUGUACUUAUCCGAACAAUAGCAAAACAGCUAAAUGUAAACCGCAGAGAGAUCCUCAUCAACAAUUUCAAGUACAUCUUUUCUCAUUUAGUCUGCUUCUGUAGUAAAGAUGAGCUGGAGCGAGCGCUUCACUAUCUCAAGAAUGAAACAGAGAUAGAGCUGGGAAGUUUGCUGAGACAGGACUAUCAGGGAUUGCAUAAUGAACUGUUGCUACGCUUAGGAGAACACUAUCAGCAGGUCUUCAAUGGUUUAUCAAUUCUGGCUUCAUUUGCUUCGAAUGAUGACCCAUAUCAGGGACCCAAGGACAUCACAUCUCCUGAGCGAAUGGCCGAUUAUCUGCAACCAAAAUUGCUGGGCAUCUUGGCCUUCUUCAACAUGCAACUGUUGAGCUCCAGUAUUGGAAUUGAAGAUAAGAAAAUGGCCUUAAAUAGUUUGAUGGCUUUAAUGAAGCUCAUGGGUCCCAAACAUAUCAGUGCAGUGAGAGUGAAGAUGAUGACAACGCUCAGGACGGGGCUGAGAUAUAAAGAGGAUUCCCCAGAGUUGUGCUGCAAGGCUUGGGACUGCUUUGUACGAUGCUUGGACCAGAGUCAUCUUGGCUCCCUUCUCAGUCAUGUGAUCGUAGCUCUGUUGCCCCUCAUACAUAUUCAGCCAAAAGAAACAGCAGCAGUCUUCCAUUUUCUUAUAGUUGAGAACAGGGAUGCUGUACAAGAUUUUCUACACGAAAUAUAUUUUCUACCUGACCACCCUGAACUAAAAGAAAUCCAAAUAGUUCUUCAGGAAUAUAGAAAGGAAACCUCCAGGAGCACAGACCUACAGACAACACUUCAGCUCUCCAUGAAAGCUAUUCAGCAUGAGAAUGUAGAUGUUCGGAUCCACGCUCUCACCAGCCUGAAGGAAACAUUAUAUAAAAACCAAGAGAAACUGAUAAAAUAUGCAACAGAUAGUGAAACUGUUGAGCCAGUUAUUUCUCAGCUGGUGACCGUGCUCCUAAUUGGCUGUCAGGAUGUGAAUUCUCAUGCGCGGCUGCUUUGUGGGGAAUGUUUAGGUGAACUGGGAGCGGUUGAUCCAGGCAGGCUGGACUUCUCAACAAGCGACAACCAAGGAAAAGGGCUUACAUUUGUGACGGGUGUAGAAGAUCCACAUUUUGCCCAUGGAUUAUUCAUUGAGUUGACAAGAGCAUUCCUUGCUUAUGCUGAUAAUGUCCGGGCUCAAGAUUCUGCCUCAUAUGCUAUUCAGGAGUUACUCUCUAUCUAUGGUUGUAGGGAGACAGCCACUGAUUCUUCAGGCUCCAAGCUUUGGAAAAUGUUUCCUGAUCACAUUCAGGAAAUAUUGGAACCUCAUUUAAAUACACGAUACAAGAGUUAUCAGAAGGCUGUAAACUGGUCGAAGGUUAAGAAACCUAUUUACUUAAGCAAAUUAGGCAAAAACUUUGCAGAAUGGUCAGCGACUUGGGCUGGCUACCUCAUCACUAAGGUGCGACAUGACCUUGCCAGUAAGGUUUUCAACUGCUGCAGUAUUAUGAUGAAGAAUGACUACAAGGUGACAAUCUAUCUUCUUCCCCACAUUCUUGUCUAUGUUCUUUUGGGAUGCAGUCAGGAGGAUCAGCAAGAGGUUUAUGUAGAAAUCAUGGCUGUUCUGAAAAAUGAUGACACCUGUGUAAGACUAUGUGAGGAUAGUGCUUCAGAUCUAAUCCAACUAAGCACCCAAACAGUAUUCUCCAUGCUCGAUCAUCUAACACAGUGGGCUAGGUAUAAAUUCCAAAGACUGAGUGCUGAGAAAGCAGCUAGCAAAUCUAACAAGGGCCAUGCAGAAUUGCAAGCAUCAAAUGAGGAAUAUGGAGAAUAUCAAAGUGUAGUUCGCUUUCUUGACCUCAUUCCUCAGGACACACUGGCUUCAGCUUCCUUUCGCUCCAAAGCCUACACACGAGCAGUAAUGCACUUCGAAUCAUUCAUCAUGGAAAAGAAACAAAACAUUCAAGAACAUCUUGGAUUUCUGCAGAAAUUGUACGCUGCGAUGCAUGAGCCAGACGGAGUCGAAGGAGUGAGUGCAAUACGGAAGGCAGAGCCAUUACUCAAAGAACAAAUCCUUGAACAUGAGAGUAUUGGCUUGUUGAGAGAUGCCACCGCUUGUUAUGAUAGAGCAAUUCAGCUGGAGCCUGAGCAGAUAAUUCAUUAUCAUGGUGUGGUGAAGUCUAUGUUGGGUCUUGGGCAGUUCUCUACCGUAAUCACUCAAGUGAAUGGAGUGCUUGCUAAGAGACCUGAGUGGACACCUGAAUUAAACACCUAUAGAGUGGAGGCAGCCUGGAAACUGACACAGUGGGAUUCACUGGAAAACUACUUAGCUGCAGAUGGAAUGUCUAAUACGUGGAGCGUUAGGCUGGGACAAUUGUUGCUAUCGGCCAAAAAGAAGGAAGCUGCCGCUUUCUAUGAAACCUUGAAAGUUGUUCGAGCAGAGCAGAUUGUACCGCUAUCAGCAGCAAGUUUUGAAAGGGGCUCAUAUCAACGAGGAUACGAAUAUAUUAUCAGGUUACACAUGUUGUGUGAGCUUGAGCACUGCAUUGGACCGAUGCUUCAACAACCUGAUAGCAACUGUGUUAAAGAUUCUCUGGACUGGCAUGCUCGUAUAGAGAUGACCCAAAAUUCAUACAGAGCUAAAGAGCCCAUUCUGGCACUUCGGCGGGCUUUGCUCAGCCUCACUAAAAGAAAAGAUUAUAGCGAGCAGAUGGGAGAAUGUUGGCUCCAAAGCGCCCGGGUUGCCCGUAAAGCUGGUCAUCACCAAACAGCUUAUAAUGCUCUCCUCAAUGCUGGGGAGUCCAAGUUAUCUGAACUGUACGUGGAAAGAGCAAAGUGGCUCUGGUCCAAGGGUGAGGCUCAUCAAGGCCUUAUCAUUCUUCAGAAGGGAGUUGACUUAUGUUUUCCGGAUAGCCAAGUACCAUCUGACACUAAAAGUAAACUAAUCCAUGGGCAGGCCCUAUUGUUGGUGGGCAGAUUUAUGGAAGAAACAGCCAACUUUGAGAGUAAUGCAGUAAUGAAAAAAUAUAAGGAUGUCACUGCUUGCUUGCCAGAAUGGGAGAAUGGACACUUCUACCUUGCUAAGUACUAUGAUAAAGUGAUGCCUACAGUAACAGAAAACAAGAUGGAAAAACAAGGAGACCUGAUUAAAUAUAUAGUUAUUCACUUUGGAAGAUCAUUGCAUUUUGGAAACCAAUUCAUCUAUCAGUCGAUGCCAAGAAUGCUAUCUUUGUGGCUUGACUUCGGAGCAAAAGCCUAUGACUGUGACAAAGCUAGUCGCCAUGAUCGUGGACAAAUGAAAAAUGACUUGGCUAAAAUCAACAAGGCGAUUGCAGAGCAUGCACAACUCUUGGCUCCUUACAAGUUUCUGACAGCUUUCUCUCAGCUGAUCUCCCGAAUCUGCCACUCCCACGACGAAGUCUUCGCUGUUCUUAUGGAAAUCAUUGCCAAGGUUUUUCUUGCCUACCCUCAACAAGCUAUGUGGAUGAUGACUGCUGUGUCUAAGUCGUCUUAUCCGAUGCGUGUAAACAGGUGCAAGGAAAUCUUCAACAAAGCCAUUCAUAUGAAGGCAUCUUUGGGGAAGUUUAUUGGGGAUGCAGCUCGUCUGACAGAUAAACUCCUAGAACUGUGCAACAAAGCGGUUGAUGGGAACGCCUCCACAUUAAGCAUGGGUAUUCAUUUCAAAAGUCUCAAGAGGCUGGUAGAAGAGCAGACCUUUAGUGAGAUCCUUAUUCCUUUGCAAUCUGUCAUGAUACCAACGCUCCCUUCCGUUCCUGGCACACAUUCCAGCCACGACCCUUUUCCUGGACGUUGGGCUUAUAUUGCUGGUUUUGAUGAUACAGUUGAAAUCCUUGCAUCCCUCCAGAAACCCAAGAAGAUUACUUUGAAAGGUUCAGAUGGGAAAUCCUAUAUCAUGAUGUGCAAACCAAAGGAUGACCUACGAAAGGACUGUCGACUCAUGGAGUUCAACUCCCUGAUAAAUAAGUGCUUAAGAAAGGAUGCAGAGUCACGUAGGAGAGAACUCCACAUCCGGACCUAUGCCGUUAUUCCACUGAAUGAAGAGUGUGGAAUAAUUGAAUGGGUGAACAACACAGCUGGCUUAAGAAAUAUCCUGAUCAAAUUAUACAAGGAGAAAGGAGUUUACAUGACUGGAAAAGAGCUACGGCAGUGUAUGCUUCCAAAGACAACACCUUUACCUGAAAAGCUGAAAGUUUUCAAAGAAACUCUACUUCCCCGGCACCCUCCAAUUUUCCACGAAUGGUUUCUGAGAAAAUUCCCUGAUCCCACUUCAUGGUACAGCAGCAGAUCAGCAUAUUGUCGUUCCACUGCAGUGAUGUCAAUGGUUGGGUACAUACUGGGCCUUGGGGACCGUCAUGGAGAAAAUAUCCUGUUUGAUUCCUUAACGGGUGACUGCGUGCACGUGGAUUUCAACUGUCUAUUCAAUAAGGGAGAAACUUUUGAUUUUCCGGAGAUCGUUCCAUUUCGUCUUACACAUAACAUGGUCAAUGGGAUGGGUCCAAUGGGGACAGAAGGCCUCUUCCGAAGAGCUUGUGAAGUUACACUUAGACUUAUGCGUGACCAAAGAGAGCCACUAAUGAGUGUUCUGAAGACUUUUCUCCAUGAUCCCCUUGUGGAGUGGAGUAAACCAGUGAGAGGCAAUACAAAAACCCUAGUGAACGAAACUGGAGAAAUCGUCAAUGAAAAGGCCAAGACCCAUGUCCUAGAUAUAGAUCAGCGACUGCAAGGUGUGAUUAAAAACCGGAAUAGAGUAAAGGGCCUGCCUUUGUCAAUUGAAGGACAUGUUCACCAUCUUAUUCAAGAUGCAACUGAUGAUAACUUGCUGUGCCAGAUGUACCUUGGCUGGGCUCCAUAUAUGUGAAAUAUUGUCAUUUGCAAAUUAGUUGCUAUAACUGAUUUAUUUAUUUUUAAAAAAAGAAAAAAAAACUAAUUCUAACAUUUUCUACAGUUUCUACUUUGGUAAUUUCUGCCAAUGUAGGUUUGUGUUUCAGUAUGUGCAUGCUUUUGUUUAUAUUGUAUACUUGUGUAUAAAUAUUAUUUUCACUUGUAUAUCUGAAAAGCCAUUUUAUGUCGAUCAUUAGUUAAAACUUUCAUUUUAAACAAUUUAAAAUGGCAUACGAGCUGUUCAGUGUACCAUAUUUCUGUUGUUUUUUUCUGUGUAAAAUCCACCAUAUAUUAAAUGGGUACGCACAA